Molecule: messenger RNA, 3291 nt
Organism: Penicillium expansum
Lineage: Eukaryota; Fungi; Ascomycota; Eurotiomycetes; Eurotiales; Aspergillaceae
Product: Copper amine oxidase, N2-terminal
Exons: 8
Coding region: 1-3291 (1096 amino acids)
Biological process (GO): amine metabolic process
Molecular function (GO): quinone binding; primary methylamine oxidase activity; copper ion binding
Source: RefSeq, a predicted model, not a curated record
AUGUUUCACCCACUCGACCCUUUAUCUCCAACGGAGCACAGCAAGGCUAGCCAGCUGCUGAAGGAUUACCAUGUCGCCGUUCCAAUCCGAUUCAAGGUCAUCGAUCUUUUGGAGGCACCAAAAGCGUCCCUGCUGGCUUAUCUUCAUGAUAAAACAGCGACGGUGAAGCCCCCAUCUCGCAAGGUCUAUGCAUACUAUGUCAAGACUGGCAAUAGUACCAUGCGUAAAGCUAAGAUCGACAUUACCAAUGGAAAAGUUGAGUCGGACAUUGAGUGUCCCGAAAUCCAAGGCCCUGCAGACAUCGACGAAAUCGACCGUGUCUACCGGAUGUGCAAUGAACAUCCGGCAGUUCAGGCGGAAAUCAAAAAGCUCAAGCUCCCAAAAGGUGCAUUUGUCACCAAUGAUCCAUGGACCUUCGGCACCGACAACGCAAAUGAGCGAAGAAGAUUGUACCAAUGCUACAUGUACAUUGUUCUCAACGACGAUCCUGAGGCUAAUCAUUAUUCUCUGCCUGCCCCUUUCGCGCCGAUCUUCGAUGUGGAUACAUGGGAGCUGUUGGAAAUCCAAAAGCUGCCAUUGGGGGUUGGCCCCGAGCUUGAAGUUGACACUCAGCCGUGGAAUCCCGUCAAGGCGGUGGAAUACAGCAAGACACUCUUGGGAAAUGAAUAUUUCCGAAAAGAUCUCAAGCCUCUUCAUGUUGUGCAGCCUUCUGGUCCGUCCUUCAACAUCGACGGCCGUAAAAUUACUUGGCAGAAAUGGUCAUUCCACCUGGGCUGGACGGUUCGCGAAGGACCUGUUUUGAACAAUGUACACUAUGAUGGUCGUUCCUUGUUUCAUCGUGUUUCAAUGAGUGAAAUGACUGUUCCAUACGGCGACCCACGGUCGCCUUACCACCGCAAACAAGCCUUCGAUCUCGGCGACUCUGGCUUUGGCAUUACCUCAAACACAUUGACGCUGGGAUGCGACUGCUUGGGCCACAUUGCAUACUUUGAUGGUGUCAGGACCUCUGGAAAUGGGGAGCCAGUCGUCAUGAAGAAUGUUAUCUGCAUGCAUGAAGUAGAUAAUGGCAUCGGUUGGAAGCACACCAAUUUCCGUAAUAACCAGGCAUCCAUGGUUCGGAAUCGCCAGCUGGUCAUUCAAUGCACUGCAACUGUCAUGAACUAUGAAUAUAUUCUGGCCUUUGUGUUGGACCAAGCGGCAAAUCUCCACGUGGAAGUCAAGGCCACGGGAAUUGUCUCCACGAUGCCUAUCCGCGAGGGCAUACACUCUCCAUGGGGAACUGUGGUUGCACCAGGCGUGCUUGCGGUAAACCACCAACAUCUGUUCUGUCUUCGAAUUCAUCCGGCUUUGGAUGGAAAUAAAAACACAGUCGCCUAUGAUGAUAUGCUGCCUGUUCGUGAUGAGCCGGAGCUGGAUCCAUUUGGGUGUGCUUUCCGAGUACAGACUACCCCAGUCACCAAAUCUGGAGCAUAUGAUCUGGACCUCACCAAGUCACGGACCUAUCGAAUUUUCAACACCCAGCACAUCAAUGCUGUCUCUGGCAAGCCCGUUCGAUACAAAUUACACGCAUCACCUAGCCAAAUGCUCAUGGUGGGGUCGCACACCUUCAACUAUAAGCGCGGCCACUUUUCAACCAAGCCAAUAUGGGUCACGAAGUAUCGAGAAGAGGAGCUAUGGGCAGCUGGAGAGUUCACUAACCAAAGCCGACAAGAUAGCGGUCUGGCAGUUUGGGCGAACCGCAAAGAUUCUGUGGAUAACGAAGACAUUGUUCUCUGGCACUCAUUUGGUGUCACCCAUGUAACUCGACCGGAAGAUUUCCCUGUGAUGCCAGUUGAGACAAUGAAUGUCUCUUUGAAGCCCACUAGCUUUUUUGAGCUCAACCCAUCUAAUGAUGUCCCCAGAUCCGACCAAACCCAGAAUCGUUCCUCUUUGGUUGAGCACCAGUCGGUCGCCCCGGAAGAAUCUGCCAGAGGAAAAUGGAAAAAUCAAACAGCUCCGACAUCGACGAUUUCCUCUACGCCACAGCAUCAAGUGCAGGAGGUGACAGAGACUAUGGAGAGAUCUAAGCAUUUUCCACCAAAUGAAAAUACCUUAGUGGAUAACCAGGAGCCUCCAUUCGGUAUUGGUUUGUCGGAUCCUGCAAUGAGCCAGGCUUCAUCACCGGAUAUUUCUGAGGCCUGGCCCCCACUGGAUCAUAGAGCCGUAGAGCUUGAUGAUACAUUGAUGCUCGAUCGAACAGAGAUGCUUCUCAUACACUACGAUCGCGAGAUAUGCCCUCAUCAAAUUGCGCUGACAGUAAAUGAUGCAAAUAAUCCAUAUCGGAAGUUUAUUCUGCCAUUAGCGUACGAGCAGGUUGGAUUAUUGUAUGCUCUGUUGGGCAUCACGGCAUUUCAUCUGGGAACGGCGAAAGAAGAUAGUUAUCUGCGGGAUACCCUAGCAGUUGUAUACCGAUUGAGGGCUAUUCGGUCCCUGGCUGACACCAUUGAAGCUGGCAUUUCAGGGACUAUUCACGAAAAUGAGCGAGACGCACUGUUUGCAACUAUUCAAAUCCUUCUCCUUCAGGACAAUGAAAAACGCGCAGUGUUCUUUUUAGGCAAUCUGGCAUGGCUGGAUAUCGUUAGAUCAUUUGCAAACCCGAGUCGUCUUUCAUUUUCUAAAGAGCUGCGCGAAACUAUAUCCUCUUUGAGUGAUAUCAAAUUUGAGCAGGUCAAUGGAUGCCCACGCAAAUUGUUUUUGCUUAUGGGAGAUAUUUUGGAACACGCAAAAUCACAUUCCUUGGGAGAGCUCGUUGACUCUGAAUAUAAGCAGCUGCUAGAGGAUGCUCGAUUUAAGCUUCACUCAUGGGAUGUAAAUGAUGGAAAAUACCCAAAUGACGACCAGCGAUGGAUGGCAGUUGCCGAAGCUUUUCGACACGCAUGCAUACUAUAUACAUCCCGAUUGAUAGACAUGUACCAACCGGCAGAAGCAGCCAUAAUCCAGAGCUCGGUUACGGCGAUAUUAGAUUCUGUGGCUGAGAUUCCUGCCGACUGCUACCUGAUUGAAUUGCUAGUCAUGCCACUUUUCAUGGCUGGAACCGACGCACUAUCCCGACAUGCACGCCACUACGUUUUGCUGCGAUUAGACCAUAUCAAGUCGAUGGCCGGAGUUGGUAAUGACUUGACAAGAGCUCUACUCAAAUCUGUCUGGGAUGCUCGAGAAGAUCAAGAAAAGUAUGAUAGCCGCAAUAUUCCUUGGGUGUGGUUUGCGCGUAAUACUACGUCAAAUCAAGAGAACGACUAUCUUAUCAUAUGA